AUGGCAUCACUAUUCACAUCCCGCGCACUCCUGCGCAGUGCCCCUCGCACAUUCUCUGCCGCAACUCCUGCCUUCCGCGCCCUCUCUACCACUCCAGUUCGUCCCGAUGCCUCCGCUUCCACCACGGAUAGAUUCAGCAACAUUCCAGAUUUCAGCAAAUACAGAAGUAAGAAGAGUGGUGGAAGUAAUUUGGUUUAUCAAUACUUUAUGGUGGGAGCUAUGGGUGCUUUGACAGCCGCGGGGGCAAAGGCUACUGUUCAAGAUUUCCUCGUCAACAUGUCCGCAUCCGCAGAUGUUUUGGCCAUGGCCAAGGUUGAGGUUGAUUUGAAUGCUAUUCCUGAGGGCAAGAACGUCAUUAUCAAGUGGCGUGGAAAGCCCGUCUUCAUCAGACACAGAACCGCCGAUGAGAUCAAGGAAGCAGAGAACGUUAAAGUCGAGACUUUGAGAGAUCCACAAUCCGACGCCGACCGUGUCAAGAAGCCAGAAUGGUUGGUUAUGGUUGGUGUCUGCACACAUCUUGGAUGUGUCCCAAUUGGUGAAGCUGGCGAUUUCGGAGGAUGGUUCUGCCCAUGUCACGGUUCCCACUACGAUAUUUCCGGCCGUAUAAGAAAGGGACCUGCUCCAUUGAACUUGGAGGUCCCAGAAUAUGAUUUCGCUGAAGAAUCUUCUUUGGUCAUUGGUUAAAUUAGAGGAUCGAGUGGAGAGCGAUUUUGUAGUUGUAUAAAAUUGGAGGAGUGUGGAUGGACGGAAGAGUCGAAGAUAGAUGAAACAACGUUUUUAGUUUGAACGAGAGAGAAUGAUAGACCUUGAUCUGGAAGCGUUAUGGCUCUGUAGAAGGGGUGGUGGAAUGGCCUUUGUACAAAAGAUCGGAUAAAUGAUAUCGCUUCGAAAAGUUUCAAAUUUUGGAUUCCACCACUAU
Messenger RNA from Botrytis porri, 919 nucleotides. RefSeq lists its product as uncharacterized. The transcript is spliced from 4 exons. Gene Ontology annotation, cellular component: membrane. NCBI's taxonomy places the organism in Eukaryota, Fungi, Ascomycota, Leotiomycetes, Helotiales, Sclerotiniaceae. The record is from RefSeq and is a predicted model, not a curated record. Gene Ontology annotation, molecular function: quinol-cytochrome-c reductase activity; 2 iron, 2 sulfur cluster binding. Bases 1 to 684 code for a protein of 227 amino acids. Gene Ontology annotation, biological process: mitochondrial electron transport, ubiquinol to cytochrome c.